CUCUAUCCCAUUGUCUUGACAUUCAAAGCAAUUCGCUAUCCUACGUUGCACGGAUCUUCGAAAAUAUGGCGGUGUUGAAGGUUGUGCGUACGUAUAGAUAGCUAUUUGUUGUUGUUAGCCAGCUUGCUAACGUCAGCUGAUAAAUAUUGUUUCACAUGUAAGAAACAGUCUCUUUAGACUUUUAUCUCAGGCUACACAACAAAGUGAGCUAAAUCCACCGUUGUUAGUGCAGAAUUACUUUUAGCAAGUGUUUCCUGUUGCUAGCUACUUGACUUAUCCAGUUACAGGUCUCUCAAAGUGUGUUCGUCACACUUGUUCUCCAAUGCUGAGGACAAUUUCAACCUCAACACUACUCUGCCAAGGUAUUCCAGGAUCUGUAUGGAAACUGGGAAGGCUAAAUCACAUCGCUAUUGCUGUACCAGACAUGGAGAAAGCCACUGCUCUUUACAGAGAUGUACUGGGGGCUCAGGUCAGCGAUAAAGUUCCCCUUCCUGAGCAUGGAGUCUACACUGUCUUUGUGGAGCUGGGUAACACAAAGCUGGAACUGCUGCACCCACUCGGGGAGAAGAGCCCCAUUGCAGGCUUCCUACAGAAGAACACAUCUGGUGGGAUGCACCAUAUCUGCAUUGAGGUUGAUGAUAUCAGUGCAGCGAUAGUGGAUCUGAAGGCUAGGAACAUAAGAACCCUGUCAGCUGAACCACGGAUAGGCGCUCAUGGGAAACCUGUCAUGUUCCUCCACCCAAAAGACUGUGAUGGAGUACUUGUGGAACUGGAGCAAGCCUGAAUACCCACAGGUCUCAUAAACUCUGUAGUUCACAAUUA
Molecule: messenger RNA, 822 nt
Organism: Salmo salar (Atlantic salmon)
Lineage: Eukaryota; Metazoa; Chordata; Actinopteri; Salmoniformes; Salmonidae
Gene: mcee
Product: methylmalonyl CoA epimerase
Biological process (GO): L-methylmalonyl-CoA metabolic process
Cellular component (GO): mitochondrion
Molecular function (GO): methylmalonyl-CoA epimerase activity
Source: RefSeq, a predicted model, not a curated record